CAGCGGGUUUCCUCUCUGAAUAUCUGUGUGCUCCUUAACUAUAUGUCCGACGCCAUAUAACCGUAACUAAAAUGCGUUGAGUGCGUUGUUAAAUAAAACAUUUCUUUCUUUCUUACAAUUGCUUACAAUUGUACCACAUUUGGCAAUUCGAAAUCCUCUGUCGGAAACUAGAGGUAAUAUUGUAUAUGGAGAUAAACAUAAUGUUAAACAGGCAUUUCUCUGUCUUUAAUAAUGUGUUUAUUAGACAUCAGCACAAAGUCUUUGAGAAAAUAUGGCAGUUUUUUAAAAAGCUAUAAGCCUACAUGAGUAUUUCCAUAAUUUUAGGCCAAAUCCCAGGAUAAAGUGUCUUUAUUUUGGUAUACUAUGUGGUUAAAUUUAAUCAGUUUUUAUAAUUUGUGCAAUUGUACCAUCUCUACUUUCGAUGUAUAGCCAAUAUAUAUAAUAACUAUGAGAAUUUAAUGCACAUCGGUACUGAAUAUGAUGUAGUGUUUCGCAGAUUUCAAUGUCCCAACACUGGGAUGACGCACUUCUAAGUAAAAUAAAUUGCGCCAAUCCAGCAAAUCUGUAUUUGCUUUUAUAUUAAUUAGCACACAUUUAAGUAGUAUUAUUACUUAAAAUAUAAAUGUUUAAAUAUUUUAUUGUAAAAGCACAUAUAAUGACGUCACGUAGUGUGUCCCUAAGGGUUUGUCACCUACAUGACAAACAGUGAAUUGUACCCAAUAUAAAGCCUAACAAGAUGCGAUAUUCAGUUGCAGGCGCAUGCGUGUUUUGCCUUUUGAGUGUACUACAGCAUGGAUGGUUUUUGAAGUCUGCCCAUUAUAAAGGUGCUCACAGUGUGAAGAUGCCAUCGCUAAGAGCUCCUCCUGCUUAGCAAGCUUCACCAAUGCAUCCCAUCCCUGAGGCAGACGUUUUGAUGCAAGCUGAUGUCCAGCCAGAAGUAUUGGCACGUAACCGUGAUGAGUCAGGUAGUGAAGCCACAGCACCUAAUCCACCUCCCAUCGCAGAGACAAGUGGUCCUGAUGAAACCACAGUACUUCAGCAUGAAGCAGCUCCUAACCCACCUCCCAGUGCAGAGUCAGUUAAUGGUGAAGCAUCUCCCAGUACCAAAGUAGAUGUUGGGGAUUAUGUUGUCGUCAAUCUGGGAUCAGCAGGAAAACAUUACAUCGGACAGAUUAAAGAGUUUGCAGAUGAUCUCUCCAAUGAAAUUUCCAUUAGCUUCAUGACCACACAGGGGAGCGCAACGUACUACUGCUGGCCUAAUAUAGAAGACCUAUCCUGGGAGCAGCAAAGCAGUAUCUGUUAUGUUCUUGGUGCACCAAUAUGUGUUACUAUGCCCAGAAACAAACGCAGGAAGUGUUACCAAUUUCAGGGCGGGAUCUAGCUCAGUCGGUUGAGCACUCGCCCGAGGUUGACAUGGUGUUAUUUUUUGUUAUAUUAAUAUGUCAGUGUUUGACACUAUUAUGUUGCCAACCAGGUAUUAAAAUGGUGCUAAGUAGCCAGCAUGGUAUUAUUCAUCAGGUGCUAUUAUGUUAUAGUUAAUAUGUCAGUGGUUGACUGAUUCCUGUAAGUUUAAAAAAAAUUUUUUAUUACAUUGCAUAGUAGAUGUUUUUCGUUUUCUAUAGGUAACUGGGGUAGUAUCCCGGUAUAUUAAUUGUUAAAUACAUUUUAAAAUGUAGCAUCCACUACAAGUCGUAGUGCAAUAAUUCCUGUCAGCGUGACUUUCAUAUAUAUAAAUAUAAGUGAUGCAACUUUGUUAAUUAUAUUUAUAUUAUUGUAUGCGUCAAAAAGUUGUGCCAAUGUGCCAUUUAGUUAAAUGUUUUAUGCAUUUCAUUUACCUCAGUUGUGUGGCCAUCUG
This is a messenger RNA of Gigantopelta aegis, 1855 nucleotides long. RefSeq lists its product as uncharacterized. The record is from RefSeq and is a predicted model, not a curated record. The transcript has 3 exons. Lineage: Eukaryota; Metazoa; Mollusca; Gastropoda; Neomphalida; Peltospiridae. Bases 884 to 1381 code for a protein of 165 amino acids.